This is a messenger RNA of Anguilla anguilla (European eel), 4392 nucleotides long. Its product is annotated as oligodendrocyte-myelin glycoprotein-like. The transcript has 3 exons. The coding region runs from base 333 to 1499 and encodes 388 amino acids. NCBI's taxonomy places the organism in Eukaryota, Metazoa, Chordata, Actinopteri, Anguilliformes, Anguillidae. Gene Ontology annotation, molecular function: protein binding. Gene Ontology annotation, biological process: neuron projection regeneration. The record is from RefSeq and is a predicted model, not a curated record.
GCAGCCCACAGCGGCGACACCGGCAGUUUCGGACGCUCCGUCACGCCAGAGCGACGGCGGCUAGCUACGCUGGACCCCCGAAGCCCACCGGAGAGAGAGAGAGAGAGAGAGGGGACGGGGCUACACGCAGGAACCAGGGGGGAACGGAGAGUGCGCGGGGGAGAGAGGGGCCGGGCCAGAGGGGGCGAAAAAAUACAGCAAGGGUAACCUAGAGCGGGAGAGAACCUCCCCCAGCCGGCUCUGCGGACCCGGACGGCCAAGGAGAGCAGGAGCGAGAGAGGGAGAAAAAGAGAGAGAGAGAGAAAGACGAGAAGGGGGGAAAUGCCUGCGGAAUGAAGAGGACUAGGCGAGCCCUGACCAUGCGCCCCUGGGGCGCGGCGGCCUGCGCGCUGCUCCUGCUGUUCGGGCUGCGGGCGCUGGCCGUCUGCCCGCACGCCUGCUCCUGCACGCGCAGCCACCGGGUGGCGGACUGCUCGGGCCGGGGCCUGGACCAGCUGCCGGACGGCCUGCAGCACAACGUCCGCACGCUCAACCUGUCUCGCAACCGCCUGCAGGACCUGGACGGGCUGCUGGGCCACCUCGCCCACCUGCGCACCCUGGACAUCUCCCGCAACCACCUGGCGCGCAUGCCCGCCGGGCUGCCCCGCGCCCUCUGGGAGAUCCUGGCGUCGGGCAACCGGCUGCGGAUGCUGGAGAAGAACGACACGGCCUACCAGUGGAACCUGCGGGCGCUGGACCUGUCGGCCAACCAGCUGGAGCGCGUGGUCUUCAUCAACAACACCCUGCCCGAUCUGCGCCUGCUCAACCUCAGCCACAACAAGUUCUGGACGGUGCCCACCAACAUGCCCUCCAACCUGGAGACCGUCGACCUCUCCCACAACUUCCUGGUGCAGAUCCUGCCCGGCUCGCUGGACCGGCUGCCCCGGCUCAGCCGCUUCUACCUGCACGGCAACCGCUUCUCGUCCGUCGGCGAGCCGGCCUUCGGUCGGCUGGAGGGCCUGCGGCUCAUCACGCUGGACGACAACCCGUGGGCGUGCGAGGACGAGGAGAACAUCACCGGCCUGCUGGCGUGGACGCAGCGGACCUCCGCCCGCGUGCUGGGCUGCCCCUGCCACACCCGCCACGUCUGCGGCGAGGCCCGCGCGGCCGCCACCGGGGCGUGGCGCUACGCGUCCUUCACCCGGAGCCCGCUGGAGGGCGAGGCGGCGGCGGGGCGCUGGUCCAAGCCGGCCGCGCCGGGGCUGCCGGACGAGGGCCCCUCCUUCCCCGGCGGCAACGGCACCUCCAACUUCUCCCUGCCGGCCAACCACCUCCUCUUCGGGGGUGGCGGCUUCUCCACCGUCGCCACGACGACCACCAGUGCGACGCCCCGGUCCAGGGCGGCCGAGAAGGCCAAGGCGGGAGGAGUCGGGAGCGCGAACGCCGGGCUCCGGACCCGCGUCCCGAACGCGAUCGGGCUGAACGUUCUACUGGCCACCGUCGUCUUCGGCGAGCUCUGAAGACCCCUCUCACCCCCCCCCACGGAACCAGGACCUCUCACCCUUUCACAACAAACGGCCCUUUCCACAGUAAAGGAAUGCUGUGGCUCUUCUCUCUUAUUUUAAAUGCCGUUCGAAUUGGAAAACGUGCCUACCGUGUGCAUCCUUUUCAGUCCCGAGCAAAACGACGAUCGCCAUGCGUUGAGCGUAGGAGUGUGGUAUGUGGCUCAACUGCGUAUACAACGAUCUACACCAGGGAUCAUCAACUCUGGCCCUCGAAUCCAAAUCCAGCCCUGGUUUUCUUCUCUCCCGGGUAAUUAGUGCUUACUGAUUGGCCAAACUGUCUUCACACCUUCACACCAGGCAAAGGGAGGGUGGAAAACCAGCAGUUCUCGGCCCUCGAGGACCGUGAGUUGCUGAUCCCUGCUCUAUACAAAUAGCUAGCAACGGAAAACAAUGUGCAGCAGCUACUGCUAUUUAAUCUGCCGGUGUGGCUGAAUGCUUUCUCUCUGUAUCUGUGUACCAUGCUUGUCCACUGUAGGAUCAUACGGCUGCAUUUUGUGAAAUAAGAACAAGCCAACAGGAAUCACUGUGUGAUUUUAAUAGUUUUAAUACACUGUAUAUGUGGGUGCUUCACAUAUUAAAAACAGGGCUGCCUGUUAUUUUUAUUUAUUUAUUGUUUUUUUUUUUUUGCCUGAAGGCCUCUUACACUAACUGAACUGAACACUGACAAAACCGCGGUUUGAACCGCACAGGGACUGGUCUCAUCGCCGUGGUUACCCGCCGCGCGGUUUGAUUUUUGCCGUCGGCGGCGGCGGCGCCGUUUCCGCUAGCGCGAGCGGCGGGCCUUCGGCUAGCAGGCCGCUCACGCACGCCUCAUCCCGGGAGCGCAGGCUCGUAAAAAAAGGGCACAACCCCGACUAAUAAAUACACCACAAAAUGGAAUUAAAAAAAAAAACCACUGACAUUUUUAAAAAGGUGGGCUGCAAAGGGCGAUGAAUCAGUAACACGCCUGCUGCGACAGACAGACAUACAGACGGUUUUUCUCUGGCUGGAAAGAGGUGAGAAAGCUUUAAAUGUCAGCUCUCGGUUCAACCCGAACUAAAAAAAAGUGAGGAAUUGCGCUCCCCGAACCCAUUAUGAGGUCUCCUCUCUGCCCUGGAGAAGGCAGAGCCAAAGUGUGAUGCUGCGGCUCCACCACCAGGUGGCACAAUGACUCAGCUGCCGGCACAGUACCGGUAAUAAAACUCAAAUGCUUUGUUCCCGUUUCUCCCUGUGCUCUUUUUCAAACGACGCUACACACAAAAGCAACCGGAAACGUGUGCGCAUGUCCAGCACACAAAAGGUGGUCAGAAGGUUCCAGGUUAGGUAUCUUGUUCAGGGGGACAAAACCAGUGUCCCACUUUGAGCACGCAAACUUCUGACCGUGAACCAGUUUCCCAACCAAAUGCACAUGCUGCAAAGGUAUCAAAUUUUGGGUUAAAGAGCAUUUGACUGUAAAUCACUCCAACGUUUAAAUCAGUGAAGGGAAGUGACACACAGCACUGUAACAAACUAUCCGUGAGAAAUGGAAUGCAUGAGAGUAAGUGCUGUUGUCAACAACAAGCAGAGGGAGAAAAAAUGCACUUCUUUUGUGAUGCUGAAAUGACAAGCCAAUCAGGAAGCCUGCCUUGAUGACAUCAGAGGGGAAUAAAAGCGUUAGAUGUGCUGAGGUGGGACUCAGUCUGGGCAGAGGAACUUGCUGUAUCACUCAUAUCAACUGAAACGCUUACACAGCCAGACAGGUCAGACACAAUGUCUCUGAAGGUGGCGACUGGCCUACUGCUGGUGGUUUUGAUGAUGACACCCUGGAUGGUGGAAUCUGCCACCACACCCGGAAAACCAGCACCGCCUACCGCAGCCAGAAGCACCACCUCAUCUGCGGCACCCCGCUGUGCCCUGUGGUCCUUGGGUCCCCUGGCGCUGGCCCUCGCCGCCGUGGCGCUCCAACACGCGGCACUCCGGUAAGCUCGGCAUCUGCUUCCUCACCCCACGACGGAGCCAACCCCCCACGACGGAGCCAACACCCCACGAUGGAGCCACCCCACGACGGAGCCAGCACCCCACGACGGAGCCAACACCCCACGACGGAGCCAACACCCCACGACGGAGCCAACCCCCGCGCGCGAUGUGCUUCCUUUCCUCCUUUAGCUUUAGCACACUUCGGGCCAGCCACCUUCCUGCGGCCGUGACAUCACCGGCCCCGCCUCAACUCAACUCCCAAACUCCCAGGACCCCACACGGACUUUCAGUCAAGAACCCAAAUAUUUAACAACGCAGGCAAAGUGCUAGACUGCCGUCCUAUGACUUCUUGUUUCUCCUUAACAUCAGAUUGUAUAGUGAGCUAUUUUUUUAAAGUUAGUUUAAGUUCUGCAUUUUGAAGACUACUGUUUUUCACCCUUCUGCAAAAAAAAAAAAAAACGGAAAAGUACAAUUAUAAAACCCCACAGGAUCGUUAUACAUUGACGGUAAAAUGAAAGUGAAAAGUAGCCGGGAAAUCCCCCGAGCACUUCCUGCAUUGAAAAGCUUCAUGCAGCUAGGCUGAAGCAGAGGGGCCUACCACAUCACACGUACUGAGAAGACAGUGCCACACUCCUCAAAGUAACUGAGGAGAUUGCUGUACUUCUUGCAGUUUUUCUAAUUAAACUUAUUUUCCUUGGCUCAAUCAAAUUUUUGGUUACAAAUGGCAACAGCAAGAAUUAGGGCAACCGUUUGAGACAAUUAAUGAUCGAAAAUGUAUAUGAAGUUCAGAUGACAUUAUUCCAAAUGUAAUGUAAUGACUGUACAUCCUAUUAUCUAUUUAGCCAAGGGCAAGUGUCUUAUCACUAUUCUGUUUUGACUCACUCUUUGGAUUAUUAAAUGCACUUGAUGGAGA